Molecule: messenger RNA, 666 nt
Organism: Acytostelium subglobosum LB1
Lineage: Eukaryota; Evosea; Eumycetozoa; Acytosteliales; Acytosteliaceae
Exons: 4
Coding region: 1-666 (221 amino acids)
Cellular component (GO): membrane
Molecular function (GO): serine-type endopeptidase activity
Source: RefSeq, a predicted model, not a curated record
AUGAUCAAUGUACUAGUAUGGUUGUAUCAGUUCAACUAUAAUAUUGAUCUACAUUCUGUUGCAUUCAUCUAUGAGAACAUUGUAGUACAAAGAGAAUACUGGCGAUGUAUAAGUGGAACGUUCAGUCAUGCCAACUUUGUACAUUUGGCAUUCAAUACAAUCAGUUUGUGGAGUCUACGUACACUUGAGAUACAUUUUGGAAGCUUCACAUUCAUUACAUAUACACUAUUGAUACUUGUCAUAUCUAUAAUCAUACAAUUUGGCUACUCUGGCAUUGCAUUUGGAUUGAUAACACUGCUCUCAUACUACUCUGGUUCAGCGGAUCUAUGGUUACUUCAACCUCUUGGCUCACUCCUGAUCAUUCAAAUGCUCGUUCCUAAUGCAAGCUUUGUAGGUCACUUGGCAGGAAUCAUCAGUGGAGCGUUGAUUAUUGUACUCAAGUUGACAAAUUUAUUUAACAAUGCACUUGGUAUUCUUACAUUGACAAGUGUAAUAAUAGUAUCAUUGACUAGGUCAGAAUGGCCAUCAUCAUCGUCCACAAUACAAUGGUUUGACACUCCCAUUCAAAUUAUAAACAACUUCACAAGCAUUGUCAAGAAUUCAUCAGCAAGGAGAAUAGAGAAUGGUGUUAUCCUUUCAAAACAAUCAAUGACCAGCAAUGUAUAA